UCUGCGCUGUACUGUAAGAAGCUGCAGUAUGCGUUAAAGGCAGGACUAAGCGUCUUCAACUUUUUUAUCAUACAGCAAUUUCGUCUGCUUUAUGUGCUCGCGUGCGUCUGCAACGGAUGUUAGUGUUGUGUUUCUGAUGCGUCUUGUUAAAAAAGCUUUCUGGCUAGCCAACUAACUGACGGAGUUUACACAACAGUCACGUCCGAGCCGACAAGAAAACACCUUAGGGCCUAACCAUGGCAACCGGUCAAAUUUUGUUCGACUUCAGAAGCAGAUAAAGAUGAAACUUUCACGGUCGAACGUACAAGCGAUUCUCCAGAUCUUGUUUGUCCCAAAAAGGCCCCACUACAGCGAUUACACUUACAGGCGAUCGUGCUCGAACGACAGAAACAGCAUCCCCUCUCUCUCGCUCAACUAAAGAAAGCCGAACAGCCGGCGGACGCUGAGCUCAAGCGGAAAGCGCCGUUGCGUGUCGUUGAAUACCAUCUGGCGUUGCCGUUGGAACUGCUGAAGGAGAUCUUCCACUCCCUGGACACCGUCGACCGCGUGCGUUGCCGCCGCACCUGUCGACUGUGGGCUGAGCUCCUCACCGCGCCAGACAUGUGCAGCGAGGUGCGUGUAGCGCGACGGCAGUACGGCUUGUGGGAUAACUACGUCCUGUACGCCGGCCUCGCCAAGAACAUCACGCCUGGGAUCCGCAGCAUCUCGGUUCGCGAAAGCGGCAAGUGCGGCAACGAAGUGUUCUACGUCGUCAAGCGUCUCUUGAAAGACGCCCGUAUCCGCCUGCACCGCUUCAUCGUGCAGCGGCCACCGACCAGCCUCGCUGACCCAUCCCCGGCUGCGUGGAAAACAGUCCUGGACACGCUGUCCGUCAAGGUCACCGCGGGCCUGCUGCAGUCCCGGCUGGUGUCGUACUGCGAGCGGGUGAUUGUCAAGGAUUUCGUCCUCACCGUGUCGAUUGUUAUGGAGUCCCGCAUUCCCUCGGUCGUCUUCGCCGGGGGGCAAGUCGAUAAAUGGGAAGUUGUGGAGCUGUUGGAGAAGCAUGUGCGCAGUCAGGGGCCGCCGGUGGAUGUGCAGCAAAUAGCCCAUUUCAUGGCCCAUCGGGGUGACAGCAAAGCGAAGGCCCGAUUAGUGAGAACGGUAUUGAGCCAGUUAUCUGCAUUUUGAUGAUAAUGGGGCUUAAGCUGCUGAAUGAUUUGCUGAUUCUGCACACCUACCAAGCCAGCGACCCGCGUCCCGCGACGCAGCAUCGGGAACACCGCUGGUCGUUGUACAAUGUGGCCGGCGUGGACGUCGGCCAGCUGAACCGGUUCUGUCUGUGCGCCUUGUCGCGCUGCAUGGAGAGAUGGAGUGACGAUGGCAGUGCAUCUAGUGAUUCCGCUGAAUACGAGUUUGAGUGACACGCGUUUAUGGGCGGGCCAUGUGUUGAGGUUACUCAUAAUGGUAGACAAAAGAAGCAGAUUUGCGCUCAUGCCGCCGCUCACGUCGUCAACUAAAAGCUCUGCGUGCGUUGUCGUCCUUCGUUUUGUUGGUUUUCGGAUCUGAACGACUGAGCCCUAGUUGUUUUGGGGAUUUGUUGUUUGGUGGUUUUGUUGUUUUUGGAAGCCUUGGUUGUUUUGUUGUGUGCAGUGGGAUGGAUAUGAUUUAGCAACCAUAGUUCUCUUAUCGCUCUUUGU
Molecule: messenger RNA, 1676 nt
Organism: Paramacrobiotus metropolitanus
Lineage: Eukaryota; Metazoa; Tardigrada; Eutardigrada; Parachela; Macrobiotidae
Exons: 4
Coding region: 601-1167 (188 amino acids)
Source: RefSeq, a predicted model, not a curated record